AUGGAUCAGGCAGUUUCGGAUUUGUGGUCACACUCACUCUUCUCUGCUCUACUGCUGAACACCGGAGCCCCCCAGGGCUGUGUGCUCAGCCCCCUCAUAUUCACGCUGUACACCCACGACUGUAGCCCUCGACAUGAAGAGAACUCUGUUGAGGUGGUGUGUGGAGCCCCCUCCAUCUACCUGGACUUCGCCCGCUGCAUGCUGGAUCUCAGGAUCGGAGUCGCAGCCCAGAACUGUUACAAUGUGGCCAAGGGAGCGUUCACGGGGGAGAUCAGUCCGGCCAUGAUAAAGGACUGCGGGGCAGAAUGGGUGAUACUGGGACACUCUGAGCGCCGCCAUGUUUUUGGGGAAAGUGACGAGCUGAUUGGUCAGAAGGUGGCCCACGCUCUGGAGAGUGACCUGAGUGUGAUCGCUUGCAUCGGGGAGAAGCUGGAGGAGAGGGAGGCCGGCACCACAGAAGAAGUCGUCUACGCUCAGACGCAGGUCAUUUCAGGGUAUGUUGGGGAAGGCAGGGGACUCCAGAGCCACUUGGAGCUGUAUUCUGCCUAA
Molecule: messenger RNA, 549 nt
Organism: Notothenia coriiceps (black rockcod)
Lineage: Eukaryota; Metazoa; Chordata; Actinopteri; Perciformes; Nototheniidae
Product: triosephosphate isomerase-like
Exons: 6
Coding region: 1-549 (182 amino acids)
Biological process (GO): glyceraldehyde-3-phosphate biosynthetic process; glycerol catabolic process; glycolytic process
Cellular component (GO): cytosol
Molecular function (GO): triose-phosphate isomerase activity
Source: RefSeq, a predicted model, not a curated record